Camellia sinensis is the source of this 1778-nucleotide messenger RNA. The record is from RefSeq and is a predicted model, not a curated record. Lineage: Eukaryota; Viridiplantae; Streptophyta; Magnoliopsida; Ericales; Theaceae.
AGUUUAUUUGUUGUUUUCGCAGAGGGACAGGGGGCCAAUGAAAGGAGACUCACUUUUGACUUCUUCUUCGCUCAAUGAUUUCUUCUUCGUCUCACAAAAAUAGCCAUUUUUGAGACUGCUUAAACUUUUUUCGCUCAAAAAAAGUAAACAACCUCUUUGUUUUGCUUUGCUUCUGAUCUGUUGUUUUUUUCUUUUCCUUCUGUAAUCGGAAACAAUGCCUAUAGAAGGGAUCUUUGUCUCUGGCUUCGUCAAUUUGUUAUUUGGAAAGAUAACCUCUUUUGCCUCAUCUAAAUUACCCACCUUUGAAGGUAUUGAUACCCAGCUGACCAAUUGGACCAAUAUGCUGUCGCAAAUUGAAGCUCUUCUGAUUGACGCGGAGGAGAAGCAACUGACCGAUCGAGCCGUGAACUUGUGGCUCGAUGAUCUCGAGGAUCUAGCAUAUGAUUUGGAUGAUUUAGUGGAUGAGUUCGCCACCGAAGCUUUGCGACACAAGCUCAAGGCAAAGCCGCCCGAAGCUAGUUCUAGCAAGGUAUGGAACCUCAUCCCUAAUUUCAAGCCAAGAGAUGUUAUGUUUAAUUUCAAAAUGAAGUGCAAGGUUGAGGAGAUGAAUAACAGAUUGCACAAUAGUUUUGAACAAUGUUCAAAACUUAAUUUGGUUAAGAUUGUUGGAACCACCCCUACACCUACGACUAAGACUUGGCAAAGACCAGACUCUACAUCUUUGUUUGAUGAACCUCGCAUUUAUGGCCGAGAACAUGAUCAAAGAAAGAUAAUUGAGUUGCUCGUAAGGGGGGAUGAAUCAAGUCAUAAUAACAUUGGUGUAAUUCCCAUUGUGGGUAUGGGUGGAAUUGGCAAGACCACCCUUGCUCAGAUGGUAUACAACGAUGAAACUGUGCAGAAGCAUUUCCAUCUGAAAGCCUGGGUCUGUGUGUCAGAUGAGUUCGACAUUAUGAGGAUAACAAAAGCAAUUCUUGAGUCAGUGACUUCCCAAACAUUUAGUUUUAAUAACUUGGACCAAGUCCAAGUUCAACUAAAGCAGGCUUUGGCUGGAAAGAAGUUUUUAAUUGUUUUAGACGAUGUCUGGAACAAAAAAUACAAUGACUGGAAUGUUUUGAAGAAACCUUUCAAUGAUGGAGCCCAAGGGAGUAAAGUUGUGGUGACUACACGUGACAGAGAAGUUGCAGGAAUGAUGACAACUGUUGAACUUCAUGACAUUAAGAUCCUAUCAAAGGAGGAUUGUUGGUCAUUGUUUGCACAACAUGCCUUUGCGAAUACAAGUAUUGAUGCAAAUCCAAAAUUGGUAUCAAUUGGUAAGGAAAUUGUGGAGAAAUGUAAAGGUUUGCCUCUAGCUGCUAGGACACUUGGUGGCCUUUUACGUAGUAAAGUACGAGAUAAGGAAUGGAUAAAUGUAUUGCGUAGUAAAAUAUGGGAUUUACCACACACAAAAAGUGACAUCUUCUUGCUUUGAGAAUUAAGCUAUCAUGAUCUCCCUUCGCAUUUGAAGCAGUGCUUUGCAUACUGCUCAAUAAUACCCAACGACUAUGAAUUUGAGGAAGAGGAACUAGUCUUGUUGUGGAUGGCGGAGGGCUUCAUUCAGCAACAAAGAGAUAAGCAAAUGGAAGAUGUAGGAGGUGAGUACUUUCGGGAAUUGUUGUCAAGGUCUUUUUUCCAACCAUUAAGUACCGGUAAAAGCUCUAAAUUUGUUAUGCACAACCUCAUCAAUGAUUUGGCUCAAGUAGUUGCAAGAGAUACUUGUUUUAGAUUGGAGGAUAGAUUGA